This is a messenger RNA of Giardia duodenalis, 2316 nucleotides long. RefSeq names its product Kinase, NEK. Gene Ontology annotation, molecular function: protein kinase activity; ATP binding; protein binding. The record is from RefSeq and is a predicted model, not a curated record. The transcript has a single exon. Gene Ontology annotation, biological process: protein phosphorylation. The coding region runs from base 1 to 2316 and encodes 771 amino acids. NCBI's taxonomy places the organism in Eukaryota, Fornicata, Diplomonadida, Hexamitidae.
AUGACAAACACUUUACCCAGCAUUCCAAACUACACCAUCACCGAGCCGAUAAAGGAGAUACCUGUGGGUUGCGUUGCAAGAGCACAGUCUCACAUGGACGGCUCAGAACACUGCUGUGUUAUUAUAAGAUAUACGGAUAUGGUCCCUGCUAAUUAUACUAGGCUAAUGAGCUUAGUAUCCAUAGUAAGUGAGAUGCGCCAUCCAAAUAUAUGCACGCUGCGAGAAUACGUCCUCAAUGUUGACGAGAAAGUGCUCUGUAUUAUUGUGGAAGACUAUCCUGGACGGUCUCUCCUCGAUCUUGUGCGCGGAAACAUCUUUCUAUAUAACUUUGACCCGUGGGAAAUUACGCGAAUAGGGGUUGCUAUUUUAGAUGCACUAGAAUACCUACACAAUCCCUUUACAACGGGAGGAUCCAUUGUUCAUCUGGGUGUUUCUCUGGAGCAUAUCUAUGUGACACCCACUGGGGUGCCUAUGUUGUCAAUACUGCCUCUCUUUUGGUCUUUGGGAUUGAAUAAGAUAGUCAACUAUGCACCUGAUCUUACUCUGUACCGUUCUCCACAGAUUCUCAGGAGCACCCCCUUUUCCAGUCUUGCGGAUAUCUGGUCUCUUGGACUCGUACUUUACUUUCUCCUACAAGGUGAGGUUUUGCUCACGAAUGACAACGUUUCGUCGAUCGUAUUUCGUGCAGAUUUUCCUGUGUUUACUAUCACAGGACCAGCUCCCCUGCAGACAACUCUCACACACAUGUUAUCCAAGGACGAGGAUUCUCGAGUCACUGCUCGCGAGCUUCUCCGAUACAAGCCUUUCUUAGACUUGGAUGAAAACUCUAUUGAGCAGACACUGUCUCUGCCGUUUCCCCGACAGCACAUUACAGCCCCUUCCGUCCAGUCUCAAUCCGCAUCGUUACUUGUUUCAAGCAAGCAGCAAAGUGCACAGCGCGGAAGGGACACUCAAACUACUUCUAGGACACCAGCUAUGUUCAUGCAAGAGGGCAGGGUGCGUAGCAAUCUUAUAGAUGCAGUCGUGGCAGGUGACACCGCACGGUUUAAAGAGCUUGUCAGCCUUGAGAGCACACUUGUCGACGACGUGGGUAGAACGGCACUAAUGUAUGCUGCAUUUCUUGGCAACUAUGCCAUGGCCAAACGGUUACUGAAGUUGGAAUGUAGGCGUCGGGACCAUCACGGGUGUACUGCCCUGUAUUACGCUGCCCGUGGAGGCCACAAGAGCAUUGUAUCUCUUCUCCUUCCUCUAGAAAAAGGGAUUUACUGUCUCCACGGACUCACUGCUUACAACUUGCUUAUAAAAGAGCAUGACUUUCAAGCUGCGAAGCUUCUUGUUGCUGCAGAGUCUCCGUGCCGCACUGAACUAGGCCUCACGGCACUGAUGGUUGCUGCCACAGACAAUGACAUAGAAGCAGUGGAGUUUCUACUAAACUAUGAGGCCAAUCAAAAAGACAAGUAUGGAUGGACAGCGUUGAUGUAUGCAAUUAAGUCAAAUAGUUGCUACGUGCUUCAGCAACUGGUGGCUUCUGAAAAUAAUACGUUUACCGCAGACGGUGUCACACCGCUCAUGAUUUCGGCAAGUGUUAACAAUGUGCCCGCGCUGACUGCCUUGAUUCCUUUACAGAGUGGUAAGACAGAUACUCGUGGCCGGACAGCACUUAUGUAUGGCGCCAUGAAGGGGUCGGUGGAGGCAACAGAGCUUAUGGUACAAGGGACCCAAGAGCUAGGUGCUCAAGAUACCAUGGGAUUUACUAGUCUCAUGUAUGCUGCCGUCAAUAAUGCUAUUGCACUACUGCCAACUCUGCUGUCGGGUGAGCGCUGCAAGCGAGACAGAGAGGGGAAGACCGCCCUAAUGCACGCUGCGAUUGCCGGAAACGCUGAAUGCGUUAAGCUGCUACUUCUUUCAGAGACAGGAGCGAUAGACAAUGACGAUUACACCGCACUAAUGCGUGCCGUUGAAAAAGGACACAGGGAGGUUGUGGAUCUCCUCCUGGAGGCCGAAGGGGGGAUACUCACCACACGUGGGACAGCUCUGAUGAUAGCUGCAGAGGUAGGAGAUCUGUACUCCGUGCUUCACCUAAUUCCGCAAGAGGCGAAGAUGCAAAGGAAGUCUGGAGAGUGUGCGUGCAUGCUUGCCCUCCAAGCAAAUAACCUUUCUGUUGCCAAGGAACUCUUAGUUCAUGAGGUGCAUUUACACAACAAAGAUGGAAAGGGUGUGGGGUAUUAUGCGACCACGACCGAGGCAAAGCUCCUGGUGGAAGGCUACCGCGGGCGCGUCAAUAUAGAGGGGGCAGCGAAGCAUAUCUUCGGCUAG